This is a messenger RNA of Chinchilla lanigera (long-tailed chinchilla), 624 nucleotides long. It is a transcript of the gene CUNH2orf76, whose product is annotated as chromosome unknown open reading frame, human C2orf76. Lineage: Eukaryota; Metazoa; Chordata; Mammalia; Rodentia; Chinchillidae. The record is from RefSeq and is a predicted model, not a curated record.
UGCCUAGCUCCCCCGGCGGCGUCAGCCCUGUCCAAACCCUCGAGAGCCUUAGUGCGCACGCGCCGGGUGGAGCCGCAGGGGAAGCCGGGAGGAGUUCUCCUGUGCACGUAUGUUAAGAGAUUCCACAAGAUGCCUGCCAAAGAAUGAAAUUGCAGGAUUAAAAGGAGAUUCUUCACAUGGCUGCUGAAGAAGUGACCAUUACAAUUCGCCUCAUUCGUUCAUUUGAACACCGCAAUUUCAAACCUGUAGUGUAUCAUGGAGUUAAUUUGGACCAAACUGUAAAGGAAUUUAUAGCAUUUCUAAAGCAAGAUGUCCCUCUGAGGACCAGCCUGCCACCACCAUUCAGAAAUUAUAAGUAUGAUAAACUAAAGAUUAUUCAUCAAGCACAUAAAUCAAAGACAAAUGAACUCGUAUUGAGUUUGGAAGAUGAUGACAGACUCCUGCUGAAAGAAGACAGUACUCUGAAAGCUGCAGGAAUCGCCAGUGAAACGGAGAUUGCGUUCUUUUGUGAAGAAGAUUAUAAGAACUACAAAGCUAAUCCCAUUUCAUCUUGGUGACGGUGUCUCAGGAGCUUCCUUUCCGCAUACCUGUAGGUCCUUCCUUCCUUCUUUGUUGGAGAAUAAU